Heterobasidion irregulare TC 32-1 is the source of this 1572-nucleotide messenger RNA. RefSeq lists its product as uncharacterized. The coding region runs from base 1 to 1572 and encodes 523 amino acids. The record is from RefSeq and is a predicted model, not a curated record. Gene Ontology annotation, biological process: transcription initiation at RNA polymerase III promoter. Gene Ontology annotation, cellular component: transcription factor TFIIIC complex. Lineage: Eukaryota; Fungi; Basidiomycota; Agaricomycetes; Russulales; Bondarzewiaceae. The transcript has 11 exons.
AUGGACGUGGACGUGGACGCGCCUGCAGAAACACCACCUUCUCCCAAUGUGACCCAACACGCGCCUGAGUAUGCUCUCCCAACAACAUAUUUCUACUCGGUCGAGUAUCCAGGCUAUGUCCGCCCUACUUCCGUACCCCGCGCCAUUCACACAAUGGGCGGGCAGUCGAGCCUGAACGCAGCCUUUAGACGAAAUGCCUCAAAGAACGACGGCCUCCUUGAGCUCAACAUGAGGCCAGAAAAUCCUUUCGCGCAUCCCAUUCCAGGUGACGUCAUUCCCACGAACAAUAUCUUGCUGAAAGUGGUGAAGCGGAAACGACGGAGGCUCAAUCCCGAGACUGGAGAAAAUGAGCUGGUUGGAGAAUACACGGCAGAGCCUGUCGGGGUGAUUCAGAAGACAGCCAGAUUUCGCAGUAUGGCGGACUAUCAGUUCCAACCGGACAUGAAUGAUCCUGUUACGAAACUACGCAUGGCUAUGAGUAACAUGGACGUCGAUGCCAUUCGCCAAUAUACUAUACCGGAGGAGAGAGAAGAUUAUGUUGUUGCAAAGGACCCGACGGCCAUGGAAAUCGACCCUGAAUUGACAGGCGGAGCACCGCAAGCUACCAAGAGCAACCUUCGUCUAUUCCCACCCCCGCUGUUCAGCCGCCAAAGUAUCCCGCAGAACUAUAGCUUCAAAAGCAAUCCCAUGUCGGUAGUCACCACCAUCAUCGACGAAGAGACCGGCGAUGAGAAAAAGCGACUCAUCAACAAGAUGCGCUGGAAAGGGUUUGGCCCUGCCUCCAUAAUGUUUUCAGAGAAAGAAGUACCAACGAAGCCGCCACCAAAUUGUGAGGAGCUCCGUGACCAGUUCGAUCAAGGCCUUCUCAAAGACCUUGAAAAGCUUUUCAAAGAAAGGCCAAUAUGGACUCGCGCAGCGCUUUUGAAUCAGUUCACUCCUGCCCAAGCUCGAGAGAUUCACAACUCGAAGGUACUGUUGCCUUUGUCGUGUUACGUUUUUCAGGACGGUCCUUGGCGGGACACUCUCGUACGCUUUGGGUACGAACCUCGGGAAGAUAAGGGAGCAAGAUUGUUUCAACGUUUGUACUUUCGAAAUCUCAAUCAUGCUAUAGCUCGACCCUCUGUUGUCACACGGCGGCAAGAGAGUCGAUAUUCGAUCACCUCAACACAUAUUUUCGACGGUGUAACAGUAACCACAGAGACAGCCGCGUUUCAGUUAUGUGACAUAGAAGAUGCUUUGCUCAAAGACAUGAUCGAAGACGAAGAGGUAGUCCGGGACACGUGCAAUGAGCGAGACGGGUGGUAUACGACGCACCAACUCGAGCGCAUCAAAGCUGUUUUGCGCCUCAAAUUUUUCUCGCUGCUGGAAGGUCAUGUCGUCACUGACGAAGAAUGCAAAAAGGUGCUCGCUACACCAGAGGGAUUGCACACGGUAAAACGUACCGUCGGCGCUAGCAGACUGAGGCCAGGUAAACAUAAUAUGGCAAAGGGCGCUUUACCUGCGGAUCAUGCAGCGGCCAUCGCACGUGCCAGCCAAGACAAGAAUGCGAAGCCUCAGCAGGAUCAAGGAUAG